ACCGCCGUAAUGUACACGUGCAAGGAGGGGCACACCCUUGACACGGGUAACUUGGUCAGGGUGUGUUCUGGAGAGGGAUCGCUUCUCGGAUUUCCACCUAUAUGUAGACCCAUCCAAUGUGACGUUCCUGUACCGAAGCCUUGUGACAAUGCAGAGACGGACUCUGGGUCGAAGGUCGCUUAUAACGAAGUCGUGACCUACACGUGUCUCCCUGGCUGCACCCUCCUGGUGGGGGAUCUUUCUCGAGUAUGUACCCAGGAGGCGGUUCUCACAGGGACAGCACCCAGGUGUGAGGAAAUCCAGUGCAGCGCCACCCUGCCCUCCCCAGCCAGUAACGUCAUCCGCGAGUCCCCCGCCCUCGUGGACGUGGGUACACAGGCCUACUACAGCUGUUUACAAGGGUUCACUCUGACCGAUGGAGACUUGGAGAGGACGUGCAGCUCUGAUGGGUCAUUGCUGGGGAAUCCUCCUGUGUGUACAGAAACGAAGUGUGACGUACCCCAGCCUUUACAGGAAGAUAACACUCGGCGUGUAUCGGCAGCACAAGUUUCAAUCGGAUCAUACGCUGUGUAUGAGUGCACCGUUGGUCACGUGGUGUCUGGUCAGCUAAGGAUGCAGUGUCAGCCGGACGGUAACCUGGGAGGCCCCCUACCAAAGUGUCUGGAUGGAGCCUGUAGUGUCCCCAGCCCGUCGACUGACCAUCAUGUCCAGCUGGUUUCCGAGCCCCAGGUGCCCGUGGCUGCUGAUGUCGUGUAUCGCUGUAACCAUGGGUACACACUGCAGAGCGGGAAUCUUGUCAGGAACUGUCAGACAGGUGGCGCCCUCUCUGGAAACGAGCCACAGUGUGUGCAGAUAAGAGUCUGUGAAGAUCGCCGUGACGACUGCAGUGCUGUGCUGAACGGUAUACCAAACAUGUGCAGCCUCUACGGUGCCUACAGCAGCGAUUGCCCGGCAACCUGUGGCAACUGCGACUUCAACGAUAUAACCUGCCCAGUGACCGCCCCCAGCACAGGUGACAACACAGUACUGUUGAACACUACCACCGAGAUGUUCCCCGGUCAAGAUGCCGUGUACACCUGCAACGCCAACACCUACCUUGUGUCCGGCAAUCUGGUCAGGGCUUGUCGGCUGGACGGGUCGCUGACCAGGGAGCCAGCCUACCUGUGGAGUGAUAUCAGAAACAACGUCGUGGGUCAACGAUAUGCCGACAAUACCUCUAACAAAUCAGUCCCCUAAUAUACCCUUCACCUAUUUUGGAGCCUCGAACUACUCAACAAUACAGCGUUCUGGGACUGUCAAGUGUUGGAGAACCUACUGCCUCAAGGAGGGGGACAUUAGAUUUGUGGUGCUCAGGCGGAGUGGAACGUUCCCCAAUCUCAGCUACCUCGUCGUCGGUCAUACCAACGUCCGCUGUCGUGACGAUCGUCCGAUGACGUGGUGCAUCCCGCAACAAGAGCAAAUACCUGUGAACGCCGGCGACAUCCUUGGCAUUGUCGACAUUGUUGGCGGGAACAUCGGGUACAUGUCCUGCUUCGGCAAUCCAACAAGCGACAACUACGGCGAGUACAACGGCUACAGCUCCGCCACCAACAUGGUGGCUGGUCAUACAUUCAAUGGCGUGACCAACUACCGGAUGUGUGGCUACGCUGGGGUAAACGCUCAGAUUGGUCCUCCUGGGCAAUAAGUGAAAAUCGAUUUAUCGAUAUAUUAUGUAUCGAUAUUUUUAUCCAUGUGAGUCAUAUCGAUGAAUAAAGCAUACCAGCAAACCAACC
Molecule: messenger RNA, 1772 nt
Organism: Haliotis rubra (blacklip abalone)
Lineage: Eukaryota; Metazoa; Mollusca; Gastropoda; Lepetellida; Haliotidae
Product: sushi, von Willebrand factor type A, EGF and pentraxin domain-containing protein 1-like
Exons: 9
Coding region: 10-1236 (408 amino acids)
Source: RefSeq, a predicted model, not a curated record